AUGAAUCAACGCUACAUCCCAACGGGACUGUGGUUUAUUGAGAGCACACAAUUUGGCGAUUGGUUGACAAAGACCGAUUCCUUUCUUUUGGUUCAUGGACCCCAAGGAUGCGGGAAAUCUUUCCUUUGUGGUACGGCUCUCGAAUAUGUGGCAAAGCAACACAGAUGUGGACAAAGUUCUGUAGGAAUUGGAAUUGCCUCUUUCUUCUUCGAUGACAACCUACCGCAGGAGUCAAAGCAAGAUGAUACCGAUAUGCUACGUUCGCUGCUCUGGAAUCUUUCUGACCAGUUGCGUGACAACCACGAGCACCUACAUAAACUUGUCGAUCAUCGUCAAGAAUUGUCAAGUGAUUCACUUCGCGAUUUGCUUCUUCAAAUCCUGGGAAAAUUCUCUCAGGCUUUCAUUCUGAUAGACGGCUUGGAUAAAAGCCUCUCAGGUACUGAAGUGUUAAAGACCAUCGACGGGAUACGGAAAUCGGGCCUACCUGUUCAUCUUCUAGUCACAAGUCCUGAUGAUCCCGACAUAAAGCAAUCCAUACAGGCCGACUCGAAUGAGGUUGUCACUAUGAGCAAUGACGGAGUUCUGCACGACAUUUCUAACAAGGUUACCCAUGAACUUAUCACUCACGUUAUGCUAAAGACUUACUACGGUGAACAUGAGAAUACUCACUCUGCCAUAACAGAACGUGCCAAAUAUGGGUUCCGCCAUGCGAUGGACCUGGUUGAUAUUCUGAAAGAGGCCUACAGUAUGGCGCAGCUGAAUAGCUUGCGAGCACGCAUGUCCCUAUGGCCUUCCGCCCCAGAUGCUGCACGCAAGGAAAAUCUUGCUUAA
Penicillium samsonianum is the source of this 831-nucleotide messenger RNA. Its product is annotated as ATP-binding protein. The transcript is spliced from 2 exons. The record is from RefSeq and is a predicted model, not a curated record. The coding region runs from base 1 to 831 and encodes 276 amino acids. Lineage: Eukaryota; Fungi; Ascomycota; Eurotiomycetes; Eurotiales; Aspergillaceae. Gene Ontology annotation, molecular function: nitrogenase activity; ATP hydrolysis activity.